AUGGAACAAGAUGAAACUAUGGAGAGACUCGCCGAAAUGGAGUUGUCAUUGGCCAAUGAAAUUGAAUCGGCGAAGAAGGCAAGAGAAGAAAGUGAAGAGAUGAAAAAUUUGUUAACUGAACAGUUGGCAAUGGUCAGGGAUGAUGUGGAAAGGAAGAUUGAUGAAAUCCAAGAAAACAUUGAAGUCAACAAGGAAAGUAUAGGAGUCAACAAGGGAAAUAUUGAAAUCAACAAGGAAAGUAUAGGAGUCAACAAGGGAAAUAUUGAAAUCAACAAUGAAAAUGUUGAAGUCAAUAAGGAAAGUAUUGAAGUCAACAAGGGAAAUAUUGAAAUCAACAAUGAAAAUGUUGAAGUCAAUAAGGAAAGUAUUGAAGUCAUCAAGGGAAAUAUUGAAAUCAACAAUGAAAAUGUUGAAGUCAAUAAGGAAAGUAUAGGAGUCAACAAGGGAAAUAUUGAAAUCAAUAAGGAAAGUAUUGAAAUCAUCAAGGGAAAUAUUGAAAUCAACAAUGAAAAUGUUGAAGUCAAUAAGGAAAGUAUAGGAGUCAACAAGGGAAAUAUUGAAAUCAACAAGGAAAGUAUAGGAGUCAACAAGGGAAAUAUUGAAAUCAACAAUGAAAAUGUUGAAGUCAAUAAGGAAAGUAUAGGAGUCAACAAGGGAAAUAUUGAAAUCAACAAGGAAAGUAUAGGAGUCAACAAGGGAAAUAUUGAAAUCAACAAUGAAAAUGUUGAAGUCAAUAAGGAAAGUAUAGGAGUCAACAAGGGAAAUAUUGAAGCCAAUAAUGAAAAUAUUAAACAGGUGAUCAGUGAUGCAACCUUACUUAAGAAUGGUAUGACGUCUAUGCAGGAUGACGUAGCUUCGAUGAAGAAAGAAGAAGCCAACAGAGUAACAAGAAACGAAUUAAUUGCGCUGGAAACAAAGGUUAUGAGAACUGAGGCAACAAUAAGGGACAGUAACUCGGCUAUCAGACGCGACAUGAAUAACAAACCAAGUCCGGUUAUCAUACUGAGCAGCGAGGAAACGAAGCCUGAAGGAAAUCCCAAAUGUGCUAGAGUCUGUGCUGGAACUUCAAGGCCGAGAACCGAGGCCGAGACAGUUUGGGUCCGAGUCAGUUCGCACAAAAUUAAAUUGAUAGUCGACAUCAGCUUAUGUGGAUUCUUCAAAGUUCCUACAAUAACAACAUCAAUAGGAGGAAAGAAAAGCCAUGGCUAUGAACUUGGAGUUGGAACAGCAUUUUAUUUGCACAAUAAGAGCUUUGUGGUCUAUCUCCAUAGUGAUCAGGGAUGGGACAUAGAUGCACAAGAGGCAAAGAAAUGGCUUUGGAAUGUGAGAUGGAUAGCAGUCGGAUAUACAUGUUAAUAACUCACAAUGUAGAAGGAACUAUACUAUACUACAGUGUACAUUGAAAUUAAAAUUAAGAAAAUUGGUCUUAUUCAUUUUAAAUUCGAAAUUUCAUACUAUGAUUGAAAUGAUUAAAUGCUCUUCAAUGGGUCCUUACUCCUUAGAAUCACUAAAACUAU
Molecule: messenger RNA, 1517 nt
Organism: Bolinopsis microptera
Lineage: Eukaryota; Metazoa; Ctenophora; Tentaculata; Lobata; Bolinopsidae
Product: myb-like protein D
Exons: 3
Coding region: 1-1356 (451 amino acids)
Source: RefSeq, a predicted model, not a curated record